AUGUGUGGUGUGAAGCGAUUUGGUAUUCGGGGAAAGCUUAGUCCCCGAUACGUUGGACCAUUUGAGGCCUUGGAGCGCGUGGGUGCGGUAGCGUAUAGAGUUGAAUUACCACCGAGGCUUGUGGGAGUUCACAACGUGUUUCACAUGUCUAAUCUCCGCAAGUAUAUCCGCAAUUCUUCUCAUAUUUUGGAAUAUGAGCCGGUAGAGUUGCUCGAGGAUAUGACCUAUGAGGAGUAUCCAGUGUGCAUUCAUGCUCGAGAAGAGAAGAAAUUGCGAAAUCGUACAAUUUCGUAUGUAAAAGUCCAGUGGUGCAAUCAUGUGAGGUGUGAAGCCACUUGGGAACUCGAUGAGGCAAUGCGAAAGACCUAUCCUCAUCUUGUUGAGUAG
Molecule: messenger RNA, 387 nt
Organism: Ananas comosus (pineapple)
Lineage: Eukaryota; Viridiplantae; Streptophyta; Magnoliopsida; Poales; Bromeliaceae
Exons: 1
Coding region: 1-387 (128 amino acids)
Source: RefSeq, a predicted model, not a curated record